This is a messenger RNA of Schizosaccharomyces cryophilus OY26, 1961 nucleotides long. RefSeq names its product translation termination factor Rrf1. The record is from RefSeq and is a predicted model, not a curated record. Gene Ontology annotation, cellular component: mitochondrion. The transcript has a single exon. The coding region runs from base 126 to 878 and encodes 250 amino acids. Gene Ontology annotation, biological process: translation. Gene Ontology annotation, molecular function: ribosomal large subunit binding. Lineage: Eukaryota; Fungi; Ascomycota; Schizosaccharomycetes; Schizosaccharomycetales; Schizosaccharomycetaceae.
CUCGAUAUGAAUGUUUACCUAACUACAACUUUGAAUGUCGACAAUUUUGGUCCUUACUAGAUAGGCCACGACUAUCACAAACUUGCGAAAACUUUGAAAGGUAAAUUUAAUUAUAAGUUAAGAAAAUGAAAAAUUUAAAUAUGAUUUCACGGGCUUCUCAAUGGCAUAAGUUCUCUAGCAAUUUUUGGAUUCGUCCAAAUUACGUGCGGAAUUUUCAUAUAAGUAGCGCGCAAUGGAAGGAAAAAAAAAGUAAAAAGGUAUCUUCUGAGAAGGUUAAAGAUUCAGAAGCGUACAGCGAUGUCUUAAAGAAGAUGGAAAAUGAUAUGUCUCAGAUUCACAAGAAAUUAGAGGCGGGAUUUAAGGAAAUGGCUUUAUCUCCGAAUCAAGGAGUUUUCAAUCAAUUAGAAAAGCUUUCUGUUCAUUUUGGAUCAUCUACCUCUAAGAAAAGCUCAAGUGGAAGUCAAUUGCUCCGCGACGUUGCUUCCCUUACUAAAAAAAGUGCCCAGCAGCUCAUGAUUCAUCCAUACGAGGAAUCUUACAUGAAGCAUGUAUUAAAAGCAUUGGACGAAUCUACAUUUCCGAUUAAGGCUUCUAAAACAGAUUCAUCAACUAUCAUGGUUGUUCCUCAAAAGACAACACAAGAAAGCAGACAGCGGUUAGCUAAAGAACUUGAAAACCAUGCAAAGAAAAGCAAAGAUGCGCUGUCUUCUAUCAGAAAUGAUGUAAAAAAGGCGAUUGCUAAAUAUAAGAAGGAUCGGGUAUGGACAACAGAUGAUUGCUAUGACGCUGAAAACCAUAUGCAAGUACUUUACAAGAAGUCUGUGUCAGCAUUAGAUACCGUUCUUAGCAACGUACAAAAGAAAGUCUUGAAUCCAUAACUUGACUAGGUUUUUCAGAUUCUACUCACUCCAUUCUAUGUCUUCCUUUUCUACUCGUGUACGUAUAAUGUUUUACAGAAGUAGCUCUCAUUUAGAAUCUACACGCUCUACCAAUGCUUAAAAAAAGAUGGCAUUGACCAAUACGGUAGAGAACACCAUUUGCAUACGGAUGGAUUCUUAUUGCCUUUAUCAAAAGUUUUGUGCUGUGCAAUCAAUAUGGUAUUUUCGCGAGCCCUUGUUUGAAGGUUGCAGCUCUUUAGUGACAUUUGCAAGCAAAAGUUAAAACACAUUCAGGCAGGAAUUAAAGCUUAGAGGAGAAAAAAUUGAGAAAGGGGGUUCUUUCAUUUGAGCAGCAAAGAUAGUCAGUUGUAUGAAUUAAUUAUAAAAGCACGGCUAAGAAAAGACCGAAGAGAAAAAAGAAGAUUGGAAGAGUAGUACCGUAACCAAAUUCUAAUUCAUUCCUAGUUGGUUUAAAGUUAUUGAUUUAAAAUAUAAAGGCAAGACAAUUGAAAAUAAAAGCCAUUACACCAGUAUAUUUUACUCGAUAGUUUUUCCAGAACGAACUUCUUUUCCUGUUUUCUUGAUUGUUUCCAAUACUGCAUCGUACGGUUUGUCAGUAAUAACAAAAACUUCCUGGGAUUCUAAAGAAAUAGUCUUUUCCUCAACUCCUAUGUUUGUUCAUUAGUGAAACCGUACGAAUCUGAUUUAGUACAAGAAACUCUUUUCAUGCCAGCACUUAGGACUUCAAUAUAUUGCUGCAUGAUAGUCAUUCCUUUGAUAUACUCCAGAUAAUUCACUUACCUAAACGGUUUAGAACUCGAUCGAUGGCAUUUUUGCAUCCAUCACAAGUCAUCACAACAUUGAAUGAGUACUUCAUAUUUUUCUAAAUGCUUAGUCUCUCCAAGUUGCAUUCAAACUUACGAAUAUGUUUGUUUUUAGAAUACGAACGAUGAAGAAGAUUACAAAGUUAGGCGCAGAACAGGUUUUGUUUGUAGCUCAAUAUAAACGAGGUACUGAAAUUCUCAAGAUACCUAAUGUUUUGGAACAGUGAAAAAGGCAAUUUUAACUCAUAUUAAAACGGGC